Scheffersomyces coipomensis is the source of this 1626-nucleotide messenger RNA. RefSeq lists its product as uncharacterized. Gene Ontology annotation, cellular component: cytoplasm. The coding region runs from base 141 to 1544 and encodes 467 amino acids. Gene Ontology annotation, molecular function: GTPase activator activity; protein binding. The record is from RefSeq and is a predicted model, not a curated record. The transcript has a single exon. NCBI's taxonomy places the organism in Eukaryota, Fungi, Ascomycota, Pichiomycetes, Serinales, Debaryomycetaceae.
UAACGACCGAAGAAUAUGCCAAACUAUCCGAAACCAAUUGCAUUCAUUUGAAAAAGUUUACAUAAUUCUUGGUAGUGAUAGUUGCAAAGUAUCAUACAUAUCAAUACAGAAGAAUAAGGAAAGGCACAAAAUAAGAAACUAUGUCGUCAUUAAGGAAAAAGCAAAAGGAUAUUGAAAAGCAAUUGAUUGAUAUUAUUAAUGCUCGAGGUAAUGAUAAUAAAUGUGGAGAAUGUGGAACAUUAUAUCCUACUUGGGCCAGUGUCAAUCUUGGUAUACUACUUUGUGGAAGGUGUAGUUCGAUACAUAAGAGGAUUUUAGCUCCUAAACAAUUAAGUAAUGUUAAAUCACUAACCUUAGAUACUUGGUCACAAGAACAAAUUGAUAAUUUAAAAAGAAUUGGUAAUAAGAAAUCAAAACGUAAAUGGAAUUCAAAAAGGAUUCCAUUUCCUUAUGAUGCUGAUAAUGAUGUUUCAUCAGCUGAACAAUAUAUUCGAGAAAAAUAUAUUUUAGGUAAAUUUAGAGAUGAUAAUAUUGAAAAUAAUGAUUAUGAUGAUAGAUCUAGUAGAUAUAGUGAUGACAAUUUAAAUGAAGUUGGUAGUAAUAGUGGUAGUAGAAGAAGAAGUAGUGCAAGCAAUAGAUCAAGAUCAAAUUCAAAUGCUAUUCCUCGUUUAAGUCAUAGAAAAUUAACCAAUCUUGAAUCAAAUCAAUAUAAUAAUCAAGCUUCAAAAAUUAUGAGUUUUGGUUAUGAAAAUCGUGAAACUAUUGUGGAAAGCUUAUUAUUAAGUAAUGGAAGUAUUGAUGUUGCUUUAGAUAUCUUAGAUCAAGAUGGUAAACUACAUCCAAAUGGUAUCCCAGAUACGGAUGAUAGUAACCCACCUCAAUUACCAAGAAGACCAGGAACUGGUGGUAAUAGUACCAAUGGUUCAGCAGUUCCAAGUUCUGCCAACUCUACCACACCAGCCAAUGAUUGGUGGAAUACUGCAGCUGGGGCUAGUGGUUCCAUUCAACCAUCUGCUUCUGCUGGUGGAGCACCACAAAUAUAUCAAUAUACUGAUCCAGUUACAGGUCAAGUUAGUUAUAUCGAUGCAAAUGGUCAACAAUAUCUUGAUCCAACAAAUCCUCAACAUCAACAACAAAUUUUAUUACAACUGAAUCCACAAUUGAUGGCUCAACAAACAAGUAAAAAUCAAAUUUUAUCCUUGUAUAGUCAACCGAACCAAUUCACUACUAAUGUAGCUGAACCGGUCCAGCCUGGUGGUAUCCAACAGCAGCAAACUCAACAACAAGCCCAACAACAACAACAACUCCAACAACCCGCAGUGGGCUACGGACAGGCUCCAAAUCAAGCAUUUUAUCAAUAUGGUCAACCAACACAAGGCCAACCUCAAUAUGGCCAACCUCAACAAUUUGGAGUCAGUACUCAAUUUACAGGGUUUGGAGGUCAAGUACCAGGUCAACAGGCACCAGUUGGUCAAUUCAAUGGAUACGGGCAACCUCAAGCUCCACCAUCUGCUAAUCAACAACAGUUUGGAGGAUGGAGAUAAGUAAUGAUCCUGUUUAGUUAUGUAUUAAAUAUAUAUAUAUAUAUAUACAUAAAUAGAUAACAAAAAAAAGUACGAAUUUUUG